Messenger RNA from Hemicordylus capensis (graceful crag lizard), 2432 nucleotides. It is a transcript of the gene DNAI1, whose product is annotated as dynein axonemal intermediate chain 1. Gene Ontology annotation, molecular function: dynein light chain binding; dynein heavy chain binding. Gene Ontology annotation, biological process: outer dynein arm assembly; cilium movement. The coding region runs from base 124 to 2253 and encodes 709 amino acids. The record is from RefSeq and is a predicted model, not a curated record. Lineage: Eukaryota; Metazoa; Chordata; Lepidosauria; Squamata; Cordylidae. Gene Ontology annotation, cellular component: outer dynein arm. The transcript is spliced from 20 exons.
CUUCCGCCUCGUUGCCAUGGAUGCCGUAAUAAACUUCCGGCAGCUGGUGAAAGGCGUGAAAGGCUUAGCGUACAAGCGGGGAAGAGGCCAGGCUCUGCCGCCGGUGGAAGGAGAGGCGCCGCCAUGCCCCCGAAAGAGCUCUUCAAGCGCAAGCAGAGCUUUAUUGCACCAGCUUUAAAGACUUCCAGAUCAACUUUAAGGAGACGGGAUGAAGACGGUGGUGUUGAAGUGGGGGAGGGGGCAGAUGAAUGGAUACAGGCCAAAACAUUAAUCAAGCCCCCGGACCAACUGGAGCUGACGGAUGCUGAGCUGAAGGAGGAGAUAACGCGCAUCCUGACAGCCAAUAACCCGCAUGCUCCACAGAACAUUGUCAGAUACAGUUUUAAAGAGAGAGCUUAUAAGCAAACCACUGUCGUGGAGCAGCUGGCCCUCCAUUUCACACUUAGCGGGAACCUGAUAGUCAAAGAUUCAGACGAAGGUCGGAGACAGAGUAUGAAGCGGAGCUCAUCUGAUGUUGUGGUUCCUGUUUCAUCCAUUGUGCUAGACUUUGAUGAACUGGACCGAGAACUCAAAGAAGAAGAAGAAGAAGAAAUUGGAGAAGAAGAAGAGGAAGAAGGGGAAGCAGCUGAGCAACCAGUGAAAGCCCCAGAGGAAAUAGAAGAGCAUGAAGAAAUUCGUCCCCGGCUAGUGCAGGAACGGAAGCUCACCAACCAGUUCAACUUCAGUGAGAGAGCCUCACAGACGUACAACAACCCUGCGAGGGACAGGGCCUGUCAGAUGGAGCCCCCUCCGAGGGCGACCUUCUCCGCCAUUGCCAACCAGUGGGAAAUUUAUGAUGCCUAUGUGGAGGAACUCCAGAAACUGGAAAAGUCCAAGGAGAAAGAAAAGCGAAGUGCCCCAGUUGCAAAGAAAGUAGACAAGAUGAGGGGAAGAAAACUAACUUCUCUGGAGUCUCAGAGUGAUGACAUCACCAAGGUAGCGAAGGCAGCCAAGAUAGUGGAGCGGAUGGUCAAUCAGAACACUUAUGAUGACAUUGCUCAAGAUUUUAAAUACUAUGAAGAUACCUCUGAUGAAUACAGAGACAACCUGGGGACCCUCCUUCCGCUCUGGAAGUUUCAGUAUGACAAAGCCAAGAGGCUGGCAGUCACUGCCCUCUGCUGGAACCCCAAAUACAAGGACUUGUUUGUCGUAGGACACGGCUCUUAUGACUUCAUGAAGCAGAGCCGAGGAAUGCUGCUGCUGUACACCCUGAAGAACCCUUCCUUCCCCGAGUACAUCUUCAACAGCGAGAGCGGCAUCAUGUGCCUUGAUAUCCACGUCGAGCACCCCUACCUUAUUGUGGUGGGCUUCUACGACGGCAACGUGGCCAUCUACAACCUGAAGAAGCCCAUCAGCUCCCAACCUGGCUACAAGAGCAGUGCCAAGUCGGGCAAGCAUACCGACCCCGUGUGGCAGGUCAAAUGGCAGAAAGAUGACAUGGACAAUAACCGCAACUUCUUCUCUGUUUCUUCAGAUGGGCGCAUUGUGUCCUGGACUCUGGUUAAGAACGAGCUGGUUCAUACAGAUGUCAUCAAACUACUGGUGGAAGGAACGACAAUAGAAGGGCCCGAUGGGCUGCAGCUGCAGACAGUCGGCUGUGGGACUUCAUUUGACUUCCACAAGAAGAUUGAUUAUUUGUUUCUUGUGGGCACGGAGGAAGGCAAAAUCUACAAGUGUUCCAAGUCCUACUCUAGCCAAUUCCUGGACAUUUUUGAUGCCCACCACAUGGCUGUUGACGCUGUGAGCUGGAACCCCUUCCAUACCAAAGUCUUCAUUUCUUGCAGCUCGGACUGGACGGUGAAGAUCUGGGACCACACCAUCAAGACUCCCAUGUUCAUCUACGACCUGAACUCCGCUGUGGGCGAUGUUGCCUGGGCUCCUUAUUCCUCCACCGUUUUUGCUGCGGUUACCACAGAUGGGAAGGCCCACGUGUUUGACCUGAGUGUCAACAAAUACGAGCCCAUUUGCAACCAGUCAGUGGUGGCGAAGAAGAAGAACAAGAUCACCCAUGUCCAGUUCAAUGCCAUCUACCCCAUCAUCAUCAUCGGAGAUGACCGUGGCCAUGUGACCUGUCUGAAGCUUUCACCCAACCUCCGCAAGAUGCCCAAGGAGAAGAAAGGCCAGGAGGUGCAGAAGGGCCCUGAAGUGGAGAUUGCGAAGCUGGACAAGCUGCUCAACCUGGUACGAGAGCCAGUGGCCAAAGCCAGCAAGUGAGGCAGCCGGGCUCUCCCCGGCCCACCCCUCCCUGCCUGGGACCAGCAAGCGCUGGACACCGCAGACAAGCACCCCUUUGUCCGGGGACAGCUGGGCUGGCGCCUCUUCGUUCUGACACAAAGACGUGUUGUUGGGUUUGUUUUUGCAUCAAAAAAAUAAAAGCUGGGAAUUUACAGCCA